CUGUCGCCACCAUGUCUACGAACUCGUUCUGAAAAGUAUAUUUGAAGCUAAAAUACCACAAGUCACCCGUAGCCCUGAUAUUCCACUUUUUAAAAAGUUUAAAGAUAACUGGAAAAAUGUUAAUCCAAGUGUCUUUGAAACCUGUCCAGAUUUUGUGAAAAAACACGUCAACGAUGCAGUCCGCAGUGAACUCCUUGGAUUUUAUUGGAAAGAGUUAAAGAAAAAUACUGUGCGAGAUGACUAUCGCGAACUCAUUGAACUGUCGGUAAUAUAUUUGGGUGGCGAUAGCGAAAACAAAUUAAAAAUUAAGCCACCUGGUGCGAUGCACCAAGCUCGGUGGAUGGCAAGAGCGAUUUACGCUAUAAAAAUGUUUUUGCUAAAAGACCAAAUAAAAAUUAGUGCAAAGGACAAGCGAGCAUUGCAAGAUGUUUCUCUAUUUAUAGCGACUUCAUAUGUCAAACCAUGGCUUCAGUGCAAUAUGGCUGUGAAGGCUCCUAAUCAGGACUUGUGUUUUCUAAAAACAUUGAAGAGGUAUGAAGCGAUUGACAAAGUGAUCUCGAAAGCAGCUUUAGAUAAGUUCUGCAAACACUUGUGGUAUUUGACGGAUGAGGUUGCCAUUUUAGCAAUUUUCGAUGAUGAACUAGACGAUGAAGUGAAAAUACGGAUGAUUUCUAAACUAGAGUAUGAUAACGAGAAGCCGUGCCAUCUGGAAAAGAGAUAUAUUCCAUCUAAACAAGAAAUCGCAAACACUUUAUUUACUAAAUGUUUGGAUGAUUUCGUGUCUACAAAGAGCAAACAUUUGUUUACACGCUUGAAAAUUGACACAAGCUUCUUGAGUGUUCCUGUUUUAAUGUGGAGCCAAAAUGAUGCUUACUUGAAUGCUAAAUCUAAAAUUUCGACUCUUCGAGCAGUUAAUGAUACAGCAGAAAGGGCAGUUAAGCUGAUGCAAGACUUUCACGGAUUAAUAACGGCGGACGAAGAGCAGAAACAGUUCCUAUUACGUUGUGUUCAAGAGCACAGAAAGCUUUAUCCUGAUUGUAAAAAAGCUACUCUGCGAAAAAUGUAUCCCAAAUAAUUAUAAUAACAUUUAAUUUCAUGAUUAUGAUGUUUAUUUUUACUUAUUUCCCUAUU
Messenger RNA from Cydia splendana, 1131 nucleotides. RefSeq lists its product as uncharacterized. Bases 323 to 1075 code for a protein of 250 amino acids. NCBI's taxonomy places the organism in Eukaryota, Metazoa, Arthropoda, Insecta, Lepidoptera, Tortricidae. The record is from RefSeq and is a predicted model, not a curated record. The transcript has a single exon.